This is a messenger RNA of Clarias gariepinus (North African catfish), 439 nucleotides long. Its product is annotated as zinc finger protein 804A-like. The record is from RefSeq and is a predicted model, not a curated record. The transcript is spliced from 2 exons. Bases 90 to 413 code for a protein of 107 amino acids. Gene Ontology annotation, cellular component: nucleus. NCBI's taxonomy places the organism in Eukaryota, Metazoa, Chordata, Actinopteri, Siluriformes, Clariidae.
AGGAGGAGGAAGAGGAGGAGGAUCCGGUCCUCUAAGUACCCCAGUACUGUCUAACACUGUUGCUCUGAAGCUCAUGGGCGAGAGCGCGGAUGGCGUGCUACUACCUGGUGAUUAGCUCCACGCACCUCAGCAACGGACACCUCCGGAGUAUCAAGGGAGUUUUCCGCGGUCCGCUGUGCGCCAGCGGCGGCGCAGACUCUCCGCAGGACUAUGCUGAAAAGGAGAAAGCCAUAGCCAAAGCUCUGGAGGAUCUGAAGGCGAACUUCUAUUGUGAGCUUUGUGACAAACAGUACCACAAGCAUCAAGAAUUUGACAACCACAUCAACUCAUAUGACCAUGCACAUAAACAGGCAAGUUCAAAAAUGACUAACAAAUCGAAAAUCCUUAAUGUCCAAAGUUAUGUGGAUGCCUGACCAUUACACACAGUCUUUCAAAAAAC